UGGGGUAUGUUGAAAUACUAUGCGUUAGCAGUGAUACCGCCUACUUGAGUUCUAGUCCUGAGAGGGGCAGACCGGAGUAUAAAAGAAGAUCGCGAAGGGGUUUCAGAGCAGCAGUAGUUGGUUCGACCUGGUCUAGCAAUCAUGACUGGAUUCCGUGCCUGUCUUGUCCUGGCCCUGGCUACCGGUGCCUUUGCUGGAGUGUACCACGGAAACGCCAACCAUGCCGUCAGCUCCGGCUAUGGCUUCGGUGGCUAUUCCUCCGCCUUGAGCGGCCUUGCUCCCUCUAGCUACGCAGUGUCCUCUCCAACCGUGUCCCGCACUGUAUCCACUUCUUACCACGCUUCUCCAGCCGUCACUACCGUCUCCGCUGCCCCAGCUGUCUCUAGGGUUGACACCUACCACACCGCUCCCGCUGUGACCACGUACCAGGCUGCUCCGUCUGUCUCCCGUGUUGACACCUACCACACCGCCCCAGCCGUUGCCACCUACCAGACUGCCCCAGCUGUGGCAACCUACCAGUCAGCUCCAGCCGUUUCCCGCGUUGACACCUACCACACCGCCCCAGCCGUUGCUACCUACCAAGCUGCUCCAGCCGUUGCUACCUACCAAGCUGCUCCGACCGUUUCCAGGGUGGACACCUACCAGACCGCUCCAGCUGUCGCUACCUACCAGGCUGCUCCUGCUGUUGCCCAGGUAUAUCAGGCUGCUCCAGCUGUGACGACCUACCAGAGUGCUCCAGCUGUCGCUAAGGUCUCCAGGGUGGAGACCUACCAAGCCGCUCCAGCCGUGCAAAGGGUUGACACUUACCACGCCGCCCCAGCCGUUGCUACCUACCAGACUGCUCCAGCUGUCCAGAGGGUCGACACUUACCACGCCACUCCAGCCGUGGCCACUUACCAGGCCGCACCAGCUGUUCAGAGGGUUGACACCUACCACGCUGCUCCAGCUGUCCAGAGGGUCGACACUUACCACGCCACUCCAGCCGUGGCCACUUACCAGGCCGCACCAGCUGUUCAGAGGGUUGACACCUACCACGCUGCUCCAGCUGUCCAGAGAGUUGACACCUACCACGCUGCUCCAGCUGUCCAGAGGGUUGACACCUACCACGCUGCUCCAGCUGUCCAGAGGGUGGACACUUACCACGCCGCCCCUGCUGUCGCUACUGUGGCCGCUGCUCCAGCUGUCGCCACAUACCAGGCCGCCCCCGCUGUGGCUUCUUACCAGACCGCCUACGCUGUCCCAGCCUUCGCCUCUGUCUCUGCUGUGCCUUCCUACGGUUUCGGAGUUGGUAACCUCGGUUACGGAGCCGGUAGCUUCGGCUACGGACACGGCCUUGGCAGCUACGGCCUAAACUACGGCUAUGGCCUCGGUGGAUUCAACGACUACGCCGAGCUCCUUCGCAAAAGGAAGUAAACUCAAGGAACUGACCACUGGCCCACUGAGGAUCUGGAAGGACGUACAGCUGUUUACACAAGCAAUGCUGUUCUGUACAUUUGUUAAAUAAACUGACAUCAACAUAUGUA
This is a messenger RNA of Ixodes scapularis (black-legged tick), 1523 nucleotides long. Its product is annotated as signaling mucin HKR1-like. Lineage: Eukaryota; Metazoa; Arthropoda; Arachnida; Ixodida; Ixodidae. The record is from RefSeq and is a predicted model, not a curated record. Bases 142 to 1413 code for a protein of 423 amino acids. The transcript is spliced from 3 exons.